This is a messenger RNA of Asparagus officinalis (garden asparagus), 6337 nucleotides long. Its product is annotated as protein ROS1-like. Bases 695 to 5863 code for a protein of 1722 amino acids. Gene Ontology annotation, biological process: base-excision repair. The record is from RefSeq and is a predicted model, not a curated record. NCBI's taxonomy places the organism in Eukaryota, Viridiplantae, Streptophyta, Magnoliopsida, Asparagales, Asparagaceae. The transcript is spliced from 18 exons. Gene Ontology annotation, molecular function: DNA N-glycosylase activity; DNA demethylase activity; 4 iron, 4 sulfur cluster binding.
AUGCUCUCUUUACCUCCAACACCCAAAAUUAAUAAAAAAUAAAUAAAUAAUUGAAAAUUAGAAACAAAGACCAGAUUAAGAACAAGUCUUCAUCUUGAGCCAGCCUCUUUUUUUUGGCUUUCUUUCUCUGUGAGAAGAAGAAGAAGAAGAAGAAGAAGAAAGCGUAUCUGGGUUUUUUAUUACAGCAUUAAUGGUUUCUGGUAUGUAGAGAAAAAACCCAUCUUUCCUUUGCAAUUUGGUCCCUUUUUUUGGCUUAAAUCAGAGAAUUUGGUCGAUUUCUGAGCGAACCCAGAUUGGGGUUUCCCCCCUUUUUGUUGUUUUCUUGAUUUGGUAUCAAGAUUCAGUGAAUUUAGAGCUCUUUAAUGGUUGUUACCAAAUGCAUCAGGAUUCACAAUCCAUGCAUUUUCCUUUUGGUUUCUUCUGCUUUUAAUUCCUCUCGCUGGAUUCUGGGUGUUGUGAGAGAUCUCAGAGUUUUGAGUGAUUUGGCUGUGAAAUCCUUUAAGAUCCUUCAAUAAAUUUGCUCUUUGUUUUUCACUCUCUUAGAUUUCCUUUUGUUUGAGGAGAUCUCUUUCUUGGUUGUUGAUGUCAACAAUGGGUCUCAAACUUAGGAGCUGAGAAAUGAGAGAAACCUCAAUUUGGAAAUAAAAAUCCCAACUUUGUCCCUUAGUUUUUCCUCCAUUGUCUAUCUUUUGGAAUGGAGGUUCCAAAGGACUUUGGGAAUCGGGGUCAAUGGGUUCCAGUGACCCCAGCAAAGCCCAUCCCACUAAAGGGGCCGCCGGCGCCAACUCCGGUGAUCUUAAAUCCUAACUGGUUCAAUUCCGGCGUCGCCAACGCUGACUCCGGUGAGCUACGGACAUUGCUAUUUCAUGGCGAGGGAAUAACUCAGAUGCCCUACACUAGACUGCUGGCGACUAAUGAUCCGGCGAUCAUGAGGCAGAUGAAUGUAGCUCCGAUUAUGAUUGGUCGAAUUGGUCGUAGUAAUCAGGAGAUGAAUGCUGAGUUCUUGAACCAGAAUCGGUUAAUGGUGAAUGGUAGGAACUCGUCUUUGCCGCCAUUAGCACCGAAACCUCAGUAUAGAAUGUCCUUUCCUUACUUACCAAAUCUUAACUUGUUGCCUGAUAAUAACACGGCGAGCAGAGUUGUCAAUGAUCUGAUGAACUACCCAGCACCUCCAGCAACCAUGGAGAAGAACCAGAUGGAAAGGAUAAAAGAUUUGGGUUCGGUUAGUAAUGUGGCAAGCUUCCAGGAUCUGCUAUGGAAUGAGUCUGGAAAAUUGCAACAAACUACAGUAGAUAAGCCUCAUGAGGUUAUCGAUCUGGAUUUGAAUGAUGAAACAACAAGCUUUCAGGAUCUACUGAUGAAUGGAUCUGGAAGAUUCUCACCAUUUGCUGCAGAGAAACCAGCAGAACAGUCUUUUUCAAAUCAGGUGGACUGUUCUCAGGUUGUUACUUCCCAAAAUCAGUUAGAGGAGAGAAAUGUGGUUGCAAAUUCAUCUGAAGAAACCAUUGUUCAGCAAGCCGAUGGAGAGAAUCAAGGAAUAGAUUUGAAUAAGACUCCUCAAAAUAAGCCAAAGAGGAGGAAGUAUACACCAAAAGUGAUUAGAGAAGGAAAACCUGCUAGAGCACCAAGAAAACCUGCAACUCCUAAGCCUCCAAAAUCUGUAGAAAAUCCAAGUGGAAAGAGGAAAUAUGUGAGGAAAAAUAAAGGUGAAAGCCCACUAGAGAAAGAGACCCCCACAAAUGCACCAGAAAAUAUUGCUGAUCAAGAUAGCAGCAGUAGGAAGAAGCCAGUUAGGCGAAGUUUGAAUUUUGAUUUAGCAGAGUCUCAAGCUGCAGAAGAUCAAUUAACAGGAUUAAGGAAAGAAACUGUUGUUAGCUCCCAAGGGCAGGACUCGGUUGUUUUAGAGAGUUCAAUUGACCAUGGUAUUGAAUUUAGUCUCAACAGUUCGAUGAAUCCAUCUGGCAAUGAGAAUCUAAGAGUUCCACAAACUCCAAAUCAACCUCCUCAGCCUUCGAGGUUGGAAAUGAUGAAAAUGAAAUGGCAGGCUGACUAUGAAAAAAUGGUAAAUGACAUGAACUCAUCAUCUCAGCAGCCUGCUAGAAGAGAGGGAGAGAAUUUGAAGAAACUUGCUAGGAUGAUGAAUUGUCGAAACAUUCAAGGCAAUGAAGUGAGAAAUUCACAUGUGGCCCAAGUCCCGGUUGCUUCAAAUGGAAGCUCAGAUCUGCUACUUCAAGUGGGAAAUGGAGACUACAACAGAAUCAGCAGGACAAAUGGAAACUGCAAUGUGAACUACACUGAUACUCACAAGAGAAGGAGAGUAGAAAAUGAUCAGAAUGAGUCCACACAUAAUGCUUCGUCUAUGUCGUCUUGUCCUCCUUCUAGUGGUUGCAAACCUAUCCAUACGAUGCAAACUACUAGUUUCACCUUUGCAGAUGCACAAAGGUUGAUGGCCCAUGGGAGAAUGCAAUCAUCAAAGCAUACAUUGACAUUUGAUUACUACGAGAGGCAGGCAAGCUACAAACAAGUUCAAGAUCAGAUACCAAUCUUAAGUCCUACAAUGAACAGUAACCAACCUCCAACUCCUGAAAAAACAUCAAUAUACAGUAAUAAUUGUCAGGCAAAUGAGGUUUAUGGACCCAAAGCUCGUGUUGAGGUUCUUACUGAAAAGCAAACAAAACCAAAGGCUAGAAGGCAGAAGAAAAAGGAAAAAGAACAUCUUGUUAAUUCCAUGGCCACAAAUGUCCAGACGAGGGUACUUGUACAAUAUGGGGAUCCUUUGGAGGAAAUUGUUCAAAGAUUGAAGCAUUUGGACAUAAAUGGCAGUGAUGGAGUUGUUGUUGCAAUUCAACCACAAAAUGCGCUAGUUCCUUAUGCUGGUGGAAGUGGUGCUAUAGUUCCCUUUGACGACAAUCUUAUCAAGAAGCGGAAACCUAGGCCAAAGGUUGAUUUGGAUCCCGAGUCAGAUCGGGUAUGGAGACUUUUGAUGGGAAAGGAAAGUGGUGAAGGCAAGGGAACAAACAUAGAUAAGGAGAAGUGGUGGGAGGAAGAAAGACGAAUUUUUCGUGGUCGUGCAGACUCAUUCAUUGCUAGGAUGCAUCUGAUCCAAGGUGAUAGACGCUUCUCCAAGUGGAAGGGAUCAGUUGUGGAUUCAGUAAUUGGUGUUUUUCUUACGCAGAAUGUCUCCGACCAUCUUUCAAGCUCAGCAUUCAUGUGCCUUGCUGCGAGGUAUCCUCCUCGGUUAAAGGAUAACAACAGGAGUGCUAAUGUGGAAACUAUAAGCAGAUCUAUAGAAGAAGUAUCAGAGCCAGAGAUAUGUGGCCAAAGCUCAUCAAGCCCCAAGCAACCUGUGCAAAUGCAUAAUAAAGAAAUGGCUCCCAGCAAUGAGUCACUUGAAAGCGAUAAUGUAGGCAGUAGCAUUCUGGAUUUUCAUGAAAUAGGGCUAGGAUUAGGUCAUGAAUCACCGGACAGCGUUUUGGGCACUGCCAUUACUGUCACUAGCUGUACAAGUGCAGUAGAAGGUGAUGACAAGAAGUCAUCCGAUGAUGUUGUUUCAUCGCAGAAUUCUGCAGCUUCAUCUCACAGUUCGUCAGAAUUGCCAGCUCAAACAACUGAGCAGUUUAAACCAAGUCCAUCAUUGAACUCUGAAGCUGAUGAGUUGCUAACUAGACGAAGGGGCAAUGGCGUCAGUUCAUUCAGAGAGCUUCUGGAGAUGGCAGAUGGAAGAGUGCUGAAUAACUUGAAAGCUACUGGCAAUGAAGGGAUGCUAUCCGCGGAUCAUAGUGGUUUUAUUGACUGGUCAAGUUUGUGUGGUACUGCAUCUUACAGUUAUCAAAAUUUCUCAAGCUCUGGAUCUUUGAGAACAGAGAGAUCUGACGUUUUCAUAAAUGAUUAUAACCAGUCUAAUUUGCAUCCAUCUGCUUUUGGUUUAAAUCAAAGGACUAUUAAUGAGACAACCAAUGGACAAUUUGGUGCAUAUACAGAAAGUUCAACCAGCGUUAAAGCUGCCCCUCAUGCAGAAGUUCAUUUGGAAACAACUCACCAAGCAGUUCAAACACCUCAACCUUAUUCAAAUUUACACAAUGACAACCAGAGGAACAAUUUGGUUGCCGGAGGUGUAGCUGAAUCAAAAUUAAGAAACGAAGCAAACACAUCCCAAAAGGUUUCAUCUGAAACUCUGAACAAGGAAUCAAAGGUUAAAAAUGGAAAAAUUGAGAGUGAGAAGAAGACCUAUGAUUGGGAUAGUCUGAGGAAGAAGGUACAAAAAGAUGGUGCAAAAAAAGAACGGAGCAGUGACGCAAUGGACUCGCUGGAUUAUGAAGCAUUAAGGAAUGCGGAUGUAAAUGAAAUAUCAAAUGCUAUCCGUGAGAGAGGGAUGAACAAUAUGCUGGCUGAACGAAUUAAGGACUUCCUCAAUCGGCUAGUUCAAGAUCAUGGAAGCAUUGAUCUCGAAUGGUUAAGAGACAUUCCGCCGGACAAAGCAAAGGACUACCUUCUUAGCAUAAGGGGACUGGGGCUCAAGAGUGUUGAAUGUGUUCGGCUUUUGACACUUCACCAUCUAGCUUUUCCUGUUGACACAAAUGUUGGUCGCAUAGCUGUGAGGCUUGGAUGGGUACCACUUCAACCUCUGCCAGAGUCUCUUCAGUUGCAUCUUUUAGAAAUGUACCCUAUAUUGGAGACAAUUCAAAAGUACCUUUGGCCUCGGCUAUGUAAACUUGAUCAGCGUACACUGUAUGAGCUACACUACCAGUUAAUUACUUUUGGCAAGGUUUUCUGUACAAAGAGCAAACCAAAUUGUAAUGCUUGCCCAAUGAGAGGAGAAUGCAAACACUUUGCAAGUGCAUUUGCUAGUGCGAGGCUCGCUCUUCCAGGACCAGAGGAGAAACGUAUGGUGAGCUCAACAAUUCCCGUUUCCUCUACUAGAAGCUAUGGCUCGGUUCCCGUACCACUCUCCCUGCCUCAACUUGAAGGGAUUACACACUCAAGAGAACAAACAGCUUCUGGAAACUGUGAGCCUAUCAUUGAGGAACCUUCAUCACCUGAGCCCGAAUUUAUAGAAACUACAGAAAUCGAUAUAGAAGAUGCUUUUUAUAAUGAUCCGGACGAAAUUCCUACAAUAAAGCUCAAUUUUGAAGAGUUCACUCAGAAUUUGCAAAAUUACAUGGAUGGUGAUAUGUCAAAGGCGUUGGUCGCCAUAACUCCAGAAGCUGCAUCGAUCCCCAUGCCUAAGCUCAAGAAUGUUAACCGGUUGCGAACGGAACAUCUAGUUUAUGAACUACCAGAUUCACAUCCUCUCUUAGAAGGACAGCUGGAAAAAAGAGAGGUGGAUGAUCCCUGCCCUUACCUGUUAGCUAUAUGGACUCCAGGGGAGACUGCUCAAUCAAUUGAGCCCCCGACUGCAUGCUGCAACUCUCAGGAUGCCGGUAAAUUGUGCAACCGGAAUACUUGCUUUAGUUGCAACAGUAUAAGAGAAGCACAAGCGCAAACGGUCAGGGGGACACUUUUGAUUCCAUGUAGGACAGCAAAUAGAGGAAGCUUUCCUCUCAAUGGCACAUAUUUUCAAGUUAACGAGGUAUUUGCGGAUCAUGAUUCUAGCCGUAACCCCAUUGAUGUUCCAAGGGACUGGAUAUGGAAUCUUCCGAGAAGAACUGUUUAUUUCGGAACAUCUAUACCAUCAAUAUUUAAAGGACUUACAACUGAAGGGAUACAACACUGCUUUUGGAGAGGGUUUGUGUGUGUGAGGGGAUUUGAUCGGACAGCAAGAGCACCAAGGCCUCUCUUUGCAAGGCUACACUUCCCCGCUAGCAAAGUAACUAGAACCAAAAAGCCAGGAGCAGGAGCAGCAUCAGAAGAGAAGAAAGCAUAGAUUACUGACCAACAAAUUGUUCUGGAUCAAGGUACUGAAGAGGCUGACAGUUUUUUCUGUAACAUGAUGAGGCCAAAACAUUCUUGUAGGAAGUAGAAGAGAAAAAAAACAAGUUAAGAAGUAGAAAAAAGAACAUGAGAAUAGUAGGCGGGGGAAGUAUUUCUUGUUUCGUGAACCUCUACCUUGAAGGGCAAUAAUACAUGCAUAAGAGAUCGGUGAGAAGUUUCACUAUCAAGUGUAAUUUAUAACUAGGAUUCUGUAUCAUAAUGUUCAAUCUGGCAAUUUUCAAGUCAUAUCUAGGAUGUUAUGAAAUUUCCAUGAGCAGGUGGAGCUUUGAUCAGUAGAACAUGUUUGUACUUCUAUGUAGCAUGUAUCUGUCUCAAAUAAGUAAAAAAUCAUCAUGAGAAGUGUAUAAUUCAAUGAUGGCAUCAUUCUUUCGCAUAAAAUGCCGGUUUCUUGCAGGCUUUAUUGUUC